Diabrotica virgifera virgifera (western corn rootworm) is the source of this 2716-nucleotide messenger RNA. RefSeq lists its product as uncharacterized. The transcript has 2 exons. The coding region runs from base 79 to 2670 and encodes 863 amino acids. The record is from RefSeq and is a predicted model, not a curated record. Lineage: Eukaryota; Metazoa; Arthropoda; Insecta; Coleoptera; Chrysomelidae.
UGAGUGUCAGAAAUGUCAAAAUAAAAUAAGCUUAAAUCAUUUUAAAGUAGUUUAAUAACAUUUUGGUCCAAAAUUAAAAUGUCUGUUACCCUAGCAAAUAAAUCUAAAAAAAUGUGCUAUUAUGACGAACAGCCAAAUAAUAAUGGAUUACCCACCGUCAGAUUAUUUUGUCCUACUUGCCAGCAGGGUGGAAGCUAUGUGCAACAAGUAUCUCCAAAUUGGUACAGAGUUUUCAAUCCAAUGCAGUAUCAAUCACAUGUAGGUAAUAUGAUUUCUGAUCCAUCACACCCAGAAACUUAUGGGUGCCCUACUUGUCAACAGCCUUUAAAUCAAAACUAUAACAGACAUAUGCCGUAUGAGGUAAAGAGAAAUGGAUUAAAUGAUCCAGACCAUUAUUUUUCACAAAAUGCAGCAUACGAAGGUUUUAACAAUAGGAACUAUCAUAAUGGUAUACCAUGCAUAGAUCAUAUUUCUCCGAAUACAUUUCAAAAUUCCUACACCCAAGAUACCUACACCGUCAGCAGAGCAUGUGAGGCUACUGAUAAUUGUUUUGUACAAGACUGUGGUUGUAAUACCAAUUUACCUUACUCAAAUACAUGCAGUACUCAAACUAGUACUUAUAUGCAGGACUAUGGGCAAUGCAGCCAAUGUAUGUCAGAUCCAAAAUCUAAAAGAAAUCAAGGAACCAUGGUAAAUCCCUCUGCCAACACGAAGGACACAUCAGUAAUACCAAAUUUAGACUGUGAAUAUUGUGAUAUAAAUAAUGAGGAUUGUGCGCCCAGCUUCAAAGACAAGUUUAAGUCAUGGUUUAAACGAAAUGACGAAAAAAUGGCAAGUCACUCUACAAAAUCAACCAAAGAAAUAUAUGCAGAAUUGCCAAUUUUGAGUUGUGAAUAUUGUGGCAUGAAGAGUGAACAUAAAUCCAAACCUAAGUCAAAUCUAAUAUCCAAACGGAAUCAAGGAACGGUGGUAAACCCCUCUACCAAAUCCAAAGAAAUCUCAGCGUCAAUGCCAGAUUUUGACUGUGAAUAUUGCGGCGGCACAAAGAGUGAAACCAAAUUAAAAGGCAAAUCAAAACCAAAACUUAUUCGGAAUGAAGACAGAGUGGCAAGUCCCUCUACAAAAUCCAAAACAGUAUCAAAAUAUCAUGAAAAUUGUUGCGAUGAGUACAGUGAGCACAGACCACUAACUGGUAAGUUAAAUCCAGUACCCAAACGAAAUCAAGCAACAAUGGCAAAUCCCACUACAAAAUCCAAAAAAGUUUCAGCGAUAAAGCCAAGUUUGGACUGUGAAUAUUGUGACGGUAAAAAAAGUAAGCUCAAAUCUAAAGAGAAGUUAAGUCCAAAAUCCAAUCAAAAUCAAGAGUCACGGGAAAACUCCUCUACAAAAUCCUUAGACUGUGAAUAUUAUGGCGGUAGAAAAAGUGAGGACAAAUCUAAAGAUAAGUUCAUUCCAAAAUCCAAUCAAAAUCCAAAAACAAUGGAAAAUCCUUCUACAAAAUCCGUAGACUGCGAAUAUUGUGGCGGUAUAAAAGGUGAGCCCAAAUCUAAAGAAAAGUUAAAUCCAAAAUCCAAUCAAUACCAAGAAUCACGGGGAAAUUCCUCUACAAAAUCCUUAGACUGUGAAUAUUGUGGCGGUAGAAAAAGUGAGGACAAAUCUAAAAAUAAGUUCAUUCCAAAAUCCAAUCAAAAUCCAAAAACAAUGGAAAAUCCUUCUACAAAAUCCGUAGACUGCGAAUAUUGUGGCGGUAUAAAAGGUGAGCCCAAAUCUAAAGAAAAGUUAAAUCCAAAAUCCAAUCAAGACCAAGAAUCACGGGGAAAUUCCUCUACAAAAUCCUUAGACUGUGAAUAUUGUGGCGGUAGAAAAAGUGAGCCCAAAUCUAAAGAAAAGUUAAAUCCAAAAUCCAAUCAAGACCAAGAAUCACGGGGAAAUUCCUCUACAAAAUCCUUAGACUGUGAAUAUUGUGGCGGUAGAAAAAAUGAGCAAAAAUCUGAAGAGAAGUUAAAUCCGAAAUCCAAUAAAAAUCCAAAAACAAUGGAAAAUUCCUCUACAAAAUCAUUAGGCUGUGAAAAUUGUGAUGGUAAACAAAGUGAGCAUAAAUCUAAAGAUAACGUAAAUCCAAAAUCCAAUCAAAAUCAAGAGACAAUGAAAAAUCCCUCUACAAAAUCCUUAGGUUGUGAAUAUUGUGACGGUGCAAAAAGUGAGCCCACAUCUAAAGAUAAGUUAAAUCCAAAACCCAAUCAAGAUCAGGAAAAAAUGGAAACUUCCUCUACAAAAUCCAAAGAACUAUCAGUGAUCCUACCAAGUUCAAGCUGUCAAUAUUGUGACGGCACAAAGAGUGAAGACAAGUUAACUAAACAGAAUGAAGAAACUAAGUAUAAUUCCUCUACAAAAUCCAAAGAAAUACCCGCGGAAAUGCCAAUUUUAAACUGCGAACGUUGUGGCAGAAAGAGUGCACACAAACCCAAAGAAGAACUAAAUCCCAUAUCCAAUCGGGACCAAGGAACCAUGGCAAAUCCCUCUACAAAAUCCAAAAAAGUGUCAGUGGAACUACCAAGUUUAGGCUGUGACAAGUGUGGAACAAGUGGUGAGCGCAAAUUAAGCGAGAAGCAUGUUCUACCAGAGGCGUAUUCUUCAGAUCUUUGUCUGUUAUGUAAAAAACAUGCAUGAUGUCAUUCAAAAAACAAUAAAAUAUUGUCUGCGUUAAGGAAUUAAA